AAUAUACUUACUAUAUAUAAUAAAAAUAAGCCAUGGCCCUCUCUAAGCUUCUAGCUGCUUCCCUUAUUCUAUCCUUUCUCCUCCUCCAACUUAGCGUCGACGCCGCUGAUAAAUCGGAGGUACCAACAGUGGAGGGGGAUGUUCCCGGUCCAAAGAUAGAUUGCAAAGGGAAAUGUGAUUUUAGAUGCAGCAAAUCAUCGCAUCCAAAUCUAUGCAAGAGAUCGUGCAACACAUGCUGUCAAAGAUGUAACUGCGUACCACCAGGCACUUCUGGAAACUAUGAAACCUGCCCUUGCUAUUACGCCCAAACCACCCAUGGUGGCAAACGCAAGUGUCCAUAGAACUACCUAUAUAUAGAUGCAUCCGAAACUGUAAAUAUAUAUAAGAGCAAUGCUAGGGGCCAGCAACUUUUGUGAUUAGUAGCCAUCAAAUAGCUAUCAAUGAUGAUUUAAUGGUGUGAGAUUGGUGUGAGACUUCAUCUAAUGGCUCACCUUUCUCUGCUGGUUACAUGCUGACCAAAAAUCAAUAAAAUUGUUGGCUCCUAAACUUUUCCUAUAUUAUAAUAGGAGGGAGGGCAAA
Molecule: messenger RNA, 579 nt
Organism: Arachis duranensis
Lineage: Eukaryota; Viridiplantae; Streptophyta; Magnoliopsida; Fabales; Fabaceae
Product: gibberellin-regulated protein 11
Exons: 3
Coding region: 33-341 (102 amino acids)
Source: RefSeq, a predicted model, not a curated record